Messenger RNA from Cladocopium goreaui, 1581 nucleotides. The record is from the annotation of a GenBank genome assembly. NCBI's taxonomy places the organism in Eukaryota, Dinophyceae, Suessiales, Symbiodiniaceae.
AUGUGGCGGUCAUGGAAGCAAAAACAGUCCAAGGGAUCCGAGGCCGAGAGCCUGCCAGAAGAAACGGGCAAUCUUGAGAGGGUGCGUGGCUCCAUUGGAGACUGCAUUGAUUUCAGCCAAAUCCGAUAUCCACAAGAAAAGCGUAGCUGCAGGUAUGAUGAUUUGCCAACUUUCCCAAUCAGACCAAACUUUGCCUCGUUCGAGAAUUCUUUACGACCAGCUUCGCAAUGUGUGGUCUUUGACGGCUGCCCAGAGGACCCUUAUCAUCCAUCUAAUACUCCGAUCUACCAGACGUCUACCUUCGUGCAACCAUCUUCCAGCGAGUUUGGUCCAUACGACUACACGCGUUCUGGCAAUCCGACACGCACAGCUUUGGAAAAACAUGUGGCAAUGUUGGAGCACGCCGCAGCAGCUUUUGCAUUCUCCUUUGGUAUGGCUGCGCUGCACACCGUGACACGUUUGCUAAAGCAGGGAGAUCAAAUCCUGGUGAACGAAGACAUCUACGGUGGAAUGCACCGUUUGCUCACUCAGGAUUGCCAGCACAAUGGUGUUCAGGUCACUUUUGUGGACACCACGGAUUUGAGCACGGUCGCAAAAGCGAUCACGUCAAAGACGAAACUCAUCCAUACCGAAAGCCCCUCGAACCCACGGAUGCGCAUCACAGACCUUCGAAAGCUGGCGGUCUUAGCGCAUCAGCACAACGUCUUGCUGAGUGUGGACAGUACUAUGAUGCCGCCUGUCAUAUGCCAACCACUCCUCCUGGGCGUUGACAUUGUUGUCCAUUCCGCCACAAAAUUCUUCUCCGGACAUGCAGACUGUACCGGAGGGCUUGUUUGCGUGCGAGAUCCAGAGUUGGCCCAUCGUGUGGCAUUUCUUCAGAACGCGGAGGGUACGGCCUUGGCACCCUUCGAGUGUUUUCUCUUUCUGCGCGGCAUCAAAACCAUGUGGCUACGAGUCAACCGUGCUCAGGAGAAUGCAGUCCAAAUUGCCAAACUUCUCUCCAAGCAUCCUUUGAUCAAAGAGGUGUUCUUCCCAGGCCCAGGCGGCUGCAGCAGCGAAGCUCUCAGGAUCCACAACUCCCAAAGCUCUGGUCCUGGAUGCAUCAUCAGUUUCACCACAGGUUCUGUCGAUUUUUCUCGGCGCUUGCUGGAUGCCAGUCGGCUCUUCAAAACAACCGUCUCUUUUGGAAGGGUGAACAGUCUUGGCGAAAUGCCUUGUACCAUGAGCCACGCUUCCAUCCCUGCAGAACAGCGCACACUUCCCCCGGACUUGGUGCGGUUAUCUGUUGGCAUUGAAGAAGUGCGUGACUUGAUGCAAGAUCUUCAAAGAGCACUGGACUUUGCCAGCUCCCAGCGGCAGAUACCUGACCACGACGGGUACGACAGCCGCUUUGAGGAUUUACCGGUGGUUCCAAGGCUGCCUCCGGAUAUCGAGGAAACGCACACUUUUCACAGGUGCAACAGCCAAGACACCGGACCUGAAGGUGUACAAACUUUUGUGCCCCUGACUGCUUCAGUGACUGUGGCGCUGGUGGCUUUUGUCGCAGGGGGAAUCAUGGCCAUUGCACGUUGCAGAAAUUAA